Molecule: messenger RNA, 2340 nt
Organism: Blepharisma stoltei
Lineage: Eukaryota; Ciliophora; Heterotrichea; Heterotrichida; Blepharismidae
Source: the annotation of a GenBank genome assembly
AUGGAAGAUCAGCAUCCUCUUGAGCUCAUCGAUUUUUCUGAUGUUUUACAGUCUCACCCAGAAUACGAACCUUAUAUUGAAGACCAAAAACGUGAAGCCAAAGAGCGAAAUGAUCCUCUAUUAGAGCCAAAACCAUUAUUUGAGCUUCGAUGGACAAACCGAGUGAUUGUGGAUAAUCUCCCAGAAGUCACAGCUGAAAAAGAAGAGCUUUUAAUAAAGGUUCUUGUAAAAGUUAUUAGUAAGGCUGUCGUUCCUAUUGAACCAAGUGCAGUUUAUAUGCCUAUGGUUGACGGAAAAAGCCAAUGUUUUGCAUUCGUCACAUUUCCUGAUGAAGAAUUAGCAAAAACUGCAGUAGUCAAAUGCAAUGGCUUGGCAUUUGAUAAAAAACACUCACUUACAGUCGUGUCUUUUGAUGAGUUUGAUAGGCUUAUGGACACUCCUGCAGAAUAUGUGGAGCCUAAUUUUUUUUAUUAUUUUUUUAAUUUUUUUUUUAAUUUUAAUUUGUUUUAAUUUUUUUUCCAAUUUUUUUUUUAAUUUUGUUCCAAUUUUUUUUUAAUUUUGUUUUUAAAAUUUUUUUUAAUUAUUUUUAAAUUUUGAAAAAAAAAAAUUUAAACAAUUUUUUUUAUUUCUGGAGCCUCGAGUUUUUACACAAAAAGAGCUUAAAAGCUGACUCACAGAUUAUAGAUCACGUGACCAAUUUGUAAUCCGCCAUGAGGAAUCAACAAAAGUGUUUUGGAAUGACUCAAUUUCGUUGAACCCUGAGCUAGUCACUGCUGGCCCAUCAGAUAAAGUAUGGACUGAUAAAUAUGUAAAAUGGUCAACCCAAGGCACAUAUCUUGCAACUUUGCAUCAGCGUGGAAUUGUACUUUGGGGUGGGCCAAAAUUCGAAGAAAUUAUGAGACUUUCUCAUUAUGGUGUAAGCCAAAUUGAAUUUUCCCCAUGUGAGCGAUAUUUAAUGACUUACUCCCCAGGCGCAGCUGGACAAUUUAUUAUGUGGAGUUUAGAAAAAGGGGAAGAAAUCAGGACUUUUCAAGCCAAUGAUGAGCCUUGGGGAACUUAUAUGUAUAGCUAUAAUGGAGAAUUUGUAGCGAAAAAAGGAAAUGAAAUGAUAAGUGUUUACAAUUCAGAAACAAUGGCUAUGAUUGGUAGAGGGUUAUUAUUAAAUUUAGUCCUAUAUUGAGAGGGUGCAUUCUAAUUAAUUUUUUUAAAAAAAAAUCAGGAGCCAUGAUUGAAGACAAUGACGGUAAAAAGGCACCAAUUCCGAUACCCCAAUUAGCUGAAUUUUCAUGGAGCAGCGGAGAUAAUGUGAUAUGCCUUCAUAUAAGAGAAAGUGAAGCCAAGCCUGCACAAGUGAGACUUUUGGCUAUUCCUAGCAGGGAAUUAAUUGCUACAAGAAUGGUGUAUGAAGCCCUUGGGUUUUACUCAUUUUGGAAUAAUAAUGGUGAAUUUUUAAUAUCAGUUGUGACUACAAAGCACAGAAACAAUCCAAAGCCUAAAAACAGUAUUAUUGAAAUAUUUUAUGUAAAAAAGAGAGGAAUCCCAGUAGAAUCCCUUUCCUUAGAUUUUGUGGUUAGCACUUUUUCUUGGGAGCCAAACCGAAAUCGUUUCGCUUUAAUUUACGCUGGAGCUCAUUCUUCAAAAACUCUGGUUGUCUAUGAAGUUGACUCAGAAAAGAUCGAAACCAAAAAGAUUGACCAAUGCGAUACAAAAUGUUCAGCAAUUGCAUGGGCACCCCAAGGUGGGCACUUAGUCACCUAUAGUUUUGCAGCUAAAAAUAAUACUGAAGGAAGAGUUGAGUUUUUCUGUGUGAAAAAUCAAACUUUAUAUCAAAUAGAAGAAAGAGUUCACAUGAAUAUGAACUUUUUAGAAUGGGAUCCCAGUGGAAGAUAUUUAUCUGUAGGAAGCUUGCAAGGGAUUACGCAAAGAGCCACACAGCAGCAGGGGUCAGGGUAUUUAAUUUUUAAUUGCCAAGGGUCUGAUAUCACUCACGCUGCUUUGGAAAAGUUUUAUCAAUUUUCUUGGAGACUAAGACCGAAAUCAAUUUUAGACCCUAAAAUUUAUGAUAAAAUUGAAAAUCAAUUAGAUGAGCUUGCAGCAAAAUAUGAAGAGGAAGACAAACAAGUAAAAAGAGCUGCCAGAGAAGCCCAAAAGGAAAAAGAAGCAAAAAUGAAAGAUGAAUUCUUUGCUCAAGUGAAUCUUUAUAGAGAAAAGUGGGCUAACACUCAUAAUGAAAGAGCUCAACUGCUGAAGAGAACUGAUGAGGAGGAGAAAGGCAGGUGGAUUCAAAAAGUUGAGCCAGUUGAAGAAAUUCUGUCUGUUAAGAAAGAAAUUUUAACUUAA